GACAGUUCCUUAAUUCCUUUCCUACGUAAACAAAUCCAAUCCAAAGUACAAAAAUAUUGAAAUUUAAGCUAAAUUUAUAUUGUAAAACCUAUCCUUACAUUCCUGUGAUAUUACUGAUAAUGUAACAAAGUGAUAAACCUACACUCCUUAUCCUUAGCAGACCAAGAUGUCCCACUUUACUGUCAAACACUUGUUUAGUCCCAGUGUGAGGGAUGUUUGUAUGGCUAACUUUAAGAAGAUGCGUGUGCCGCUGACGGGCAAGCGUCCGGCGGCGCGGGCGGCCGUGCUGGCGCCGCUGUGCGCGCCGGGCGGCCGCGUGUCGCUGCUGUACACCGUGCGCUCGCCCAUGCUGCGCGCGCACAGCGGCCAGAUCUCCUUCCCCGGGGGCAAGUGCGACCUCAACGAGACCCCCGCGCAGACCGCGCUCAGAGAAACUGAAGAGGAGACCGGCUUGAAACAAAACAAGAUCGAAAUAUGGGGCGAAGGACCCGAGUUCCCCGGACGCAACAACAAAGUCAUAAUCACCCCAGUCAUCGGGUCAAUAAUGGACUUAAAGAAGGAAGACUUUAAUGUCAACAAGAACGAGGUGGCAGAAGUAUUCGCUAUAUCGUUGGAAAGCUUCUGCGAUCCCAAGAACCAACAUCACACUCAAUUCACGAAUGGUUUCAUACUCCCCGUGUUUUCAGUAGAAGGGUACAAGAUCUGGGGGGUGACUGCGUACAUCACACACAGUAUUCUACGGAGCUUGCUGCCUGCAGAUGUUUACAAAAAUGACUGGACUUCUAAAAAAGUUAAACUGCAGCCCUGAUUACAAUGUUGGCCCUAUGUUGUGGAAAAUCAAUGUGCAAUCAACAGACUUACCUUUAUUUAGAAAAAUAAUAAACCUAAUUUAUAUCAAUCUGUAUAUUCUUAUGAUGUUACUUAGGAUGAAAUAUUUUACUAGAUAGCUUACCAUGUUGUUAUGGGUUAAAGAAGAUCACUACAAUUUCAUCAAUAAAAUAUUCUGGUCUACAGUAAAAGAGUA
Molecule: messenger RNA, 1024 nt
Organism: Plutella xylostella (diamondback moth)
Lineage: Eukaryota; Metazoa; Arthropoda; Insecta; Lepidoptera; Plutellidae
Product: mitochondrial coenzyme A diphosphatase NUDT8
Molecular function (GO): coenzyme A diphosphatase activity
Source: RefSeq, a predicted model, not a curated record